Messenger RNA from Saccostrea echinata, 2630 nucleotides. RefSeq lists its product as uncharacterized. Bases 1 to 2487 code for a protein of 828 amino acids. The record is from RefSeq and is a predicted model, not a curated record. Lineage: Eukaryota; Metazoa; Mollusca; Bivalvia; Ostreida; Ostreidae. The transcript is spliced from 4 exons.
AUGUCGAAUAAAGAACGACACGAUCUCUUUUACAGCCAAGCACGCAAUGUGUUGAAUUAUAACGUUAAACGGUUAUGGUUUAAGAUCAAUCCCUUUUUGGAGAAGAAGAAGAAAGAUGAAACUGAUCCAAGCGAAUUUAUCCAACCUCAACAAUCAACGGUUUUAUGUGAAAAACUCAGUUUUUCUGGAGAUAUAGAUCGAAAAGAACAAGAACUGCAAGUUGGUGAGUUUUGGGACUAUCUGUAUUCUGACAAAUGGGAACACGGGUGUUCGAUAAGAAUUCUCGAGGGUCAACUCUUCGACCUAUUACAGACUAAACUCCACAUCCUGUUAAAGAAACAAAUGAUCGUUCAUCAUCGUACCUUUGCUUUUGCCAGAAACAAAAGAGAAAAGCGAGGAUGUUAUAAAUUAGCGAACGAAAAGGGCUGUGGGGAAAUAGAAGAAAUCCUUCUGUUGGAGUUCAUUUAUUAUGGCCGUCGUGUUGAACCUAUCCGCCAGUAUGGAUCCACCUGCAGUUCCUAUCCAGGAAUCAGUACCACGACAUCUGGAAUAACCCCACAGCGAUCUCCUCCUCCAAGCGAGAGAGAAGAAGAAUUCAAUCCAUUAAUCAGAAGAGCCUCCCUUGAUGGCAGGGUUUUAACCCGAAAUCUACCGGCCAUUAAACGCAGACAUUCCACUCCAGAUAAAAAGGCGCCAAGAGGAAGAAGGUCAGCAUCUCGGGAACGAGGCCAGGGCUCAGAGAGGGUAAAAUCUGGCGACAAGGGAAAAAGAGCAAUUCGUCAACCAUUUGAGAUCAUUCCAAAAGAGAUCAGUAGUGCAAGCUCCGACAGCGAUUACAGAACCCAACCACCACCCAUAAACCUUAAGCAGUUUAGAUGCACGGAAAGAAUUAUUUAUGGAGAUGAUCUGGAUACCAUCACCGAGGAAAUAGAAUUGAAAAAGGAGGAUCUCGGAUUUGGUGAAGAAUUUUAUUUGUCAGAUAUAGUGAGAGAACCAUCAACUCAAAUCGACCACGAGUCUGUGGUCAAGAAAUUAGCGAGAUGCAAAGAAGAGCUGCAAAAAAGAAGAGAAGAAAAGAGGAAACAAGAAGAGUUUUUUAAUAAUAGAAAGACCACGUGUCUUCCUCCCAUGCCGAGUUUUGAUAUCGAUCAUAUUCAGCUAGAUAAAACAAAUACCGAUAGACCAGCGUUUAAGUUUAAAUUUUUGAUACAAGAAGUUCCAAGUUUUGAAAGGUUAGUAACCAUUUUGGAAUCUGAAGAUCGAUGUGAUCCACGCUACCGCCGCUCAAAACAAUUAAGUAAAAGGGUAGCCAACAGAUACAAUCUUACAAAAGAUGCCUUACAUCAGCGUAAUUUGGAAACAGCCGAACUCAACACCAACUUGAAGAAGAGGUUUGAAAUAUUGGGUAAACUUGGCAGCGGUGGAAAGAAAGAAGCCAAAGAAACCAAAAGCCGAUCACAUAUGAUGCAUGCUGCAUCAUCUGCUAUUGCCGUGCCAAAACAGGGAAAACCUGUUAUCACAAACAUUCAAACGUUUGAAGACACUAUUGGUGAAAUGGCAACGAAAGUAAGGGGUGUGACAGAUUCCAGGGAGUGCGAGAAUCAUGUUCUAAAUCAUAGCGGAAAGAAGAAACCAAGUAAAGAUCGUAAAAAGAGUAAAGCCAAGUCGGUUUCAAUAUCCCCUGUCUCUCCUAAAACAGCAUCCCCCGAUUCCCCCAGCACUAUUCCAGAUAUCGUCUUAACAUCGCCUUCCGGUCAGUCUUGUAACCUCUCUGUCAAAUCUGAGGUCGUUUCUCCCAUUGGCAAAGCCGUGUCACCGCCGUCUCGUGCUUCACCUAGGGAAUUUAAAUCAGUCGUCGUGAAGAAGUCGGUUCGAAAGAAGGAGAGCAAACCGGGGUCAAAGAAGUCGGUAGCCAAAGCUAAGUCUACUUCAGGAAAAAAGAGUAGGGGGAAAGCAAAUCUAGCGCCAUCGUACAUAGAAUCGGAUACAUCUGAAGAAGAUGAUACAACAGUCUCCACUUGUUUUGACACUAAGAAACUCAACUUCCGAUACAGUUUUGAAAAACUUAAAAGUUCGAAAGGCGGGAAGAAGAAGAAACCUGCCUUUUACGAAAUUCUUAAAAAGUAUUAUCGUGUUCAGAAAACCAUAGACGCUCUCACAACACCGAAAGGCUCCAAGGGCAAAGGUAGAAAAUCUAUUUUUGAGAGACUCAUGCAAAAGCAGACAAUCAAGAAGACUGAACCCGAGUUUGUCAUUGGGAAGUUGAAAAAAUUUUCGUUUCUGAAAUACAAGAAAAGACCAACGGUAGAAGUAGAAAUGGCUAAUUUCUCCACAGUUUCUAUGGUAGAGUUUGAAGAGAGGUUGUUCAAGGCUUUGGAUGACUUUAUUGUACGCAAAGAACAUGUCGUUUCCAACAUCAACGGGAAAUCCGUCACUGCCAUAACAUUUACCAAGAAAUUUGCAUUCGAAGAAAAGAAGUGGGAUUAAUAAAUAUGCACACAAGAAAUUCUCAGUAAUGGCUCCUGAACUUGUAGCAUGUUCACCUUAAUGGUAUUUUAGUUUACUUUCUACAUGCAAUUCAUCUUUUUUUAAAUCAAAAUAUUAAAUCCAUAAAUAUCUUCAAAUAUAAG